Moneuplotes crassus is the source of this 888-nucleotide messenger RNA. Lineage: Eukaryota; Ciliophora; Spirotrichea; Euplotida; Euplotidae. The record is from the annotation of a GenBank genome assembly.
AUGAAAAGCACUUUAACAAACUCAUUAAAAAGGAUAAUUUAGAGUGAAUUCAGCAAUAAUUAACUUUAGAUAUCCUCAAGGAGAUCCUUCCAGAAAGUUUUAUAGAAGUGAAGAAGAAGAGAAACUUGAUAAGAUUACAUUGGAACUAGAUAAAAAUAAAAAUAAAAUUUCAGAUUUAAAGAAAGCCAAAGAAAAAAUAAAACUAGAGUGUAAGCAAAAAUUAGAAGAAAUGAGACAAGAAAAUGUUAACCUCAAUUAUGCAAGAACAAAGCUAGAAAAUGAUAAUAAAUAUCUUCAAGAUCAUUUAAAACUAUCCGAAGACAAAAACACCAAUCUCCAAAACCAAAACAAAGCAGAUAAAGAAGAUCUAAAAGACUUAAUGGAAAGCAAAAUAGCAAAACACAAAAGAACUAUUGACUCCUUAAAAGCUGAUAACAAUAAUCUCCGUCACAAAAAAGCCUCUUACAAAAAGAAAUACAAAAUCCUAUCCAACCCCCCAGAAUCCACCGCUCGUAAACCCAAAGUUGUCAGGUCUCCAAAAAAGAAACCUCCCAUUGAAGAGACCAAGGAUGGCAAACUCAAGAAGAUUGAAAUUGAGUGUUCAGAGACGGAAAAUGAGAUCAGUGUUAGUGAACUGGCCAGGGAGAUUAGGGCUAAUCAGAGUGAGGAAAGUGAUACUAGUAGUGAGUAUGAAGGAGGACAAAGAGAUAUGGAAGUGCUUGAAGAGAUAGAGAAGGUUUGUGUUGAUAAUAUUCUUGAAGGAUAUGAUAGAAAGGAAGAAUUUUAGAAAAAUAUGUGUUGAGAAUUAAGAACAAGAAGCAAGGAAAUUUAAAGGAUGAAUUCAAGUAGAAUAAUUAAUCCAUUAAUUUCCUUGAAUAAAAAGUGUUC